AUGGCCGUUACCAGGAGAGAUGGCAGCCUUGGUAGGUCACAGGAGGGGGAAGUCCGCUUCCUGGAAGUCGGCGGAUUUACAUAUUGUCAGAUGACAAUCGAGGAUUUUGUGUACCAUUACCAUGACAAAGCACCUGAGGAUAAGAAAAAGAUGGUGAGAGACUUUAUCCAGUCGAGUAAGUCAAGAUGUGCACAAAAAGAGGCAGCAAGGAAGUCGCAUGCCAACAGCAUCCGGCUAGCAGGUGGUGAUAUCUCUGCAAUUGUUCCUCUUCGGCCCAAAUUUUCAGAAUAUAUAUUCAGAAUAUUCCAUAUAUGA
Cladocopium goreaui is the source of this 315-nucleotide messenger RNA. The record is from the annotation of a GenBank genome assembly. NCBI's taxonomy places the organism in Eukaryota, Dinophyceae, Suessiales, Symbiodiniaceae.